Paramuricea clavata is the source of this 1023-nucleotide messenger RNA. Lineage: Eukaryota; Metazoa; Cnidaria; Anthozoa; Malacalcyonacea; Plexauridae. The record is from the annotation of a GenBank genome assembly.
AUGAUAGGUAUUCGACGAAGUGUUAAUUUACAUUUUCUCACGGAUAUCAAGUAUUAUACCGGUGUUCCACAAGGUUCAUCACUUGGACCACUUCUCUUCAUUUUAUUCAUCAACGACAUACCACUUGUUAACAAAGAAUGCAAUUCCUACAUCUAUGUAGAUGACACCACCUUGGUCAAGUCAGGGACAUCCAUCAACACUGUUAGAUCACAUCUACAAACUGGUGCUGACAACUUAAGUAACUGGGCCUCCGAGAAUAGAAUGGCCAUCCAUCCCAACAAGACUAAGGUCAUGCUUAUUGGAUCACGACAAAAACUUUCAACCAUCAACGAACCGCUCAACGUUUCUAUCUGCGGAACCACCAUCUCCCAAACAACCUGCGAAAAACUACUUGGUGUGCACAUGGAUGACUCACUCACAUGGAACACCCAUAUUUCUCACGUUAUCAAGAAAUACAACAACAAACUUGAACUUGUGAAACGAGCCAAACCUUACCUUACACCCAAGCUCCUCCUUCUCCUUUAUAACAGCAUAGCAAAGCCAACACUCGAGUAUUGCUGUAGCGUUUGGGGUAAUUGUAGUACAGACGCUCUUGGACGUGUAACAUCUGCCCAAAAACGUGCCGCGAGGAUUCUACUAAACGCUGAUUACACUAUCCCAUCAAUAACCUUAUUCAAAGAAAUCAACCUUAUCCCAAUUCAUGACACCAUUCGCCACCGGAUCCUACUACAGACGUUCAAAUGCAUACAUGACAUCAGUCCACCAUGCCUCAGCACCCUCAUGGAAAAACCAACCCACCACCAUUCAACAAGAGCUAUUGCGAAUAAUAAUGUACACAUCCCAAAAGCAAGAUCUAACGCAGGAAAACGACGAUUUUCAUUUAUAGCAUCUACCUUAUGGAACAAUUUCCCUAACGAGGCAAAGAAAAUAAUAUCGCAGCCGUCAUUCAACACAUAUUGCAAGAGUUACUUUAGUCAGAAACUCGUGAGUUCAACUAAACUUAACAGCAUAAGGCUUUAUUAA